UCGGAGUUUACUUGUGCUAAGUACAGUCUAGUCUAAAUAUGAGGUCCAUCUGGUAUUCUGUGACAAUUGCAGCCCUAGCCCUCUUGCUAGGUGCUCAUGCUCGUCAUUUUAACGAGUUUCCAAUUACAGGUGGCAAUGGAGAGGUGAAUCAAGGAGUACAUAACCCACGUAAUCCUUCACAUGGUACCAAUCGUAUCAGACAUGGUCACAGAGGACAUGGUCACAAAGUACCCAAAGGCCCUAGCUGGCCUGAUGAUGACGAUGACGACGAUCUGUAUGAUGAGAUCAGACGUGCAUUCGAAGUCACUGGAGUACGAGCACCACAAAAUCCACCAAAAAAAGAAAAAUCAGAAGAUACCACUGUAAAUAGUCUUGAAGGAAAGGACACCGAUUCUACCUUAUCAUAUGAUGAUAUACGAGAAGAUGUAGCUUCCCAUGACAGCUGGUACUUGCUGGACAAUGGGGGCAAAUGUGGUCGCAGCGCAGAAGCCCUCGGAAAGAUCAUUGGAGGACAAAAUGCAGAAAUGGGGAGGUAUCCUUGGAUGGUACGCCUUAUCUAUAGAUCAUUCAGGAAGGACACAGAACAGGGUAUGUGUGGAGGGUCCAUUAUAAAUGACCGAUACAUCCUCACUGCUGCACAUUGCUGUUUUGACAACACUGAUGAAAAUCUGGUGAUGAUCAGAGUGGGUGAAUACGAUGUUCACCACACCAAGGACUGCUUUAGAGGCAAGUGUGCCCCACCCAAGUUAGAUGUUGGAGUAGAAUCCUUCACAAAGCACUACAAUUAUUAUAAGAGAGGAAUGAACCACGAUAUCUGUCUUAUCCGCACCUCUGAGAGCAUCGAGUUUAAUGAGUAUGUACAGCCCAUCUGCCUUCCUGUCUCAACCAAGAUGAGUGAACUCGACUAUGCGGACACAGAUAUGAUGGUAGCAGGUUGGGGACAAGUUGAGAGCAUACCCGAAGGCCGGUUACCAGAAAUCCUACAGGAAAACAAGGUGACAGUGUUGAAUGCAUCCUACUGUGAAUCGGAGUUUGGUGACAUCGUAGAUCUCAGGAUACAGGUGUGUGCUGGAGGUGACGUCGGCCGAGACGUGUGUGCGGGUGACUCCGGCGGCCCUCUCAUGCUCCGUGUGGCCCCAACAGAUAGUGAUGAGAAACACUACAUAUAUGGACUUGUAUCCUUCGGAGCACCCUGCAACCAUGGAGAUGGCGAUCCUGUGAUGGGCGUCUACACCAAGAUCUCUGCCUUCCUCACCUGGAUUUUGGAUACCAUUGAGCCAUAAAGGUGUUUUGUGAAGUGAACCAGAAUUAUUUAUCUGUUAAAAGAGAAAAUAUUAAAAAGUGUGAAUCAAGGAUCUGCGGAGAACUUUAAAAAUACUGAUAUCUACAAAUAUAAUCUUUUUGUAUUCAACUCAAAUGAAAAUUAAUUAAAAAAUAAUUAAAGUUUUUAAUUCUUUGCUUUAAGGUUUUCUUACUUUUUGUGUUAUUAUUUACAAUGGUUAUUCCAAGUCUGCCUACUCUUAAAUAUGACACUGUCAUAGAUAAUUUGAUUUUGAUAUUGGUCUGUAACCUUUGGAGUUUUGAAUUAAUGAAUGAUGUAUAAAUAAUCCAGGUAAUUUAAUUAUAUAUUAUGUAUAUCACAUUUUAACAAGUUUAAAUUCAGUUCUUGAUCACAUCCUCAUUCUAACUAUAGUGAUUACACCAAGCUGAUAAUAUGACAUUUGAGUUUUGUAUAAUCAAUAAAAAUGUUGAAUUUCA
Homalodisca vitripennis (glassy-winged sharpshooter) is the source of this 1758-nucleotide messenger RNA. RefSeq names its product phenoloxidase-activating factor 3-like. The coding region runs from base 39 to 1283 and encodes 414 amino acids. NCBI's taxonomy places the organism in Eukaryota, Metazoa, Arthropoda, Insecta, Hemiptera, Cicadellidae. The record is from RefSeq and is a predicted model, not a curated record. Gene Ontology annotation, biological process: proteolysis. Gene Ontology annotation, molecular function: serine-type endopeptidase activity. The transcript is spliced from 7 exons.